Hyaloperonospora brassicae is the source of this 972-nucleotide messenger RNA. The record is from the annotation of a GenBank genome assembly. NCBI's taxonomy places the organism in Eukaryota, Oomycota, Peronosporomycetes, Peronosporales, Peronosporaceae.
AUGUCCUGGCGACAGCCAGGAAUCGAUGACCGGCUCAUGAUGGAGGAGAUUCUAGAGCUUCUGGCGACGGACAGUCCUGGCAGUCAUCACGAGUCAACAGCUUCAACGACUCUGAACAGCGGUGUCGACCAUCGUAGCAAUCAGGAUGUGGUCAGGAGAGAGUUUAGUCACGAUGCGAUGCAGGGCCCGAGCUACAGAGGAGAGACGCUGAACGGAGAGAUGAAAGAGAUCGUAGAUUUCCUCGGCAGUACCGGUGCCGCGGGGACGCCGGGAUCCCAAAGUCAAGUUACUGCAGAGUCGCCGUUUGGUAACAACAGUUUGAGUCCGCAGGAUGGACUGAGCGUACCGCAUAAAGGCGCAGCGUCAGCAGUAGUUCCUGCUCACCACAGGCCUGGUGCUAUGAUACCGCGAGGCCAUGCAGCGUUAGCUGUAUCGCCGAUCUCUCCCAAUCCACCGCAAGCGAUUACGCAACCCCAACUCACGGCAGGACAUACUGCACUUACUUUUGCUGCCCAUGCAAAAGACUUGACGCCCGCUCCAAUGGCUGCUUCGGUGUCAAAAAGGGCUUCACCAAUUUCGAGGAACUCGUUCGCAGCAAAGCAUGCAAUGAGACCCCCGUCGGCCUCGAAUAUGUUGCCAACGGGGCAGCUCGUGCACGUGAUCAACGCGACAGAAUUCGACGAGCUUCGUCGGAAGCUGCGGAUGCAAACAGCGUCUCGUCGAUAUCGGAAACGAAAAAAGGAGAAAUCACGCCAGCAAAAGAUGCAGAUCCAGGAACUCCAAGCGGAAUUGGCUCGCUUGCAAGAAGCCGAAUCGCAGUGGAAGCAGUAUCGGAAACGCUCGGUCGAGUCGCUUCAGAAGGAGCUGGAGAUGCACGAGCAGGAAGCCAUCAGUCUCUUCAAGAAGAUACAGGAUGGAGCGAAAGAAGAAUUCGAUUGGGUCAAGGUGAUGAGCGGCCACCUUCGCAAGUGA